Hevea brasiliensis (rubber tree) is the source of this 3782-nucleotide messenger RNA. Its product is annotated as disease resistance protein RPV1. Gene Ontology annotation, molecular function: protein binding; ADP binding. Gene Ontology annotation, biological process: signal transduction; defense response. The transcript is spliced from 5 exons. The coding region runs from base 139 to 3612 and encodes 1157 amino acids. The record is from RefSeq and is a predicted model, not a curated record. Lineage: Eukaryota; Viridiplantae; Streptophyta; Magnoliopsida; Malpighiales; Euphorbiaceae.
UUCCAGGACAGAAGCUGAACUGGCAGCUUUAAUUAUAGAUGCCACAACUAGUGCUUUAAUUAUAAAUGCCACUACCAGUGCUGGAGGAAAUUCUCAUCGCUAGUAAACACAAAGAAGAAUUUCACCAGUUUUAGUUUCAUGGCUUUAAUUACUGAGGCUUCUUCUUCUUCUUCUUCUUCUUCUUCAGAAUGGAAAUAUGAUGCAUUCCUUAGUUUCCGAGGUGAAGACACCCGCAGAAAUUUUAUCAGUCAUCUAUAUGAACGGUUAUGUCAUGAGGGAAUCAACACUUUCAAGGACGAUAGAGAACUUGAGACAGGCCAAAGUAUUUCGCAAGCACUUCCUAAAGCAAUAGCAGAAUCGAGAAUCCUAAUCAUCAUUUUCUCGAAAAAUUAUGCUUGUUCAACAUGGUGUUUGGAUGAACUUGUACGAAUUCUUGAAUGCAAGAAAGCUGGGAGGCAAACAGUUUUGCCAAUAUUCUAUGAUGUAACUCCAUCUCAAGUGCGAAAGCAGUCGGGGAAUUUUGAAAAGGCAUUUGCUGUCCAUGAAGGAAGUUUCAAGGAGAAUAUUGAGAAAGUGCAACAAUGGAGAGCUGCAAUGAGAGAAGUGGCUGAUCUCUCGGGAUGGGAUCUGCAAGACAGGCAUGAGUCAGAGUUUAUUCGUGAGAUCGUUAAAGACAUAAUCAGCAAGUUGAGACGAUUUAGCAGUGACAUAACUAAGGGUCUCGUUGGAAUGGAAUUAAGAUUGGAGAAAAUGAGACUCUAUCUGGAUCUAGGGCAGUCAGAUAAGGUUAAAAUUAUAGGUGUUUGGGGGAUGGGAGGAGUAGGUAAAACAACUAUUGCUAGUGUUGUCUACAAGCAAAUGUAUUCUCAAUUUGAAGGUAGCAUUUUUCUUGCAGAUGUUAGAAAAGCUUCUGAAACACAUGAUGGUUUAGUUUCUUUGCAAAAAAAACUUUUAUCUGCAAUCUUAAAUCGGGAUUUAGAAAUACAUGAUGUUCACAAGGGAACAGAUGAGAUAGGAAAGAGGCUAUGUCAUAAAAAGGUUUUGGUCAUUCUUGAUGAUGUUAAUGAGUUGCAGCAUGUAGAGUGUUUAAUUGGAAAGAGAGAUGAAAACUGGUUUGGUGUGGGAAGUAGAAUCAUCAUAACAACUAGAAAUAAACAUUUGUUGGCCCAACAUGGAGUAGAUAAUGAAUAUAUGGUUGACGGGUUGGAUCAUGAGGAAGCCCUUAAACUCUUUCAUUUGAAAGCCUUUAAGAAUGAUCGUCCAACAUAUGAUUAUGAGGAGUUGUCUAACCAAUUUGUAAGAUAUGCAAGUGGCCUCCCAUUAGCUCUCGUUGUUUUAGGUUCAUACUUAUAUGCUAAAUCAAGGAAAGAAUGGACGAGUGCAUUGGAUAGGCUGAGAGAAAUACCCAAUGAAGAAAUUUCAAGAAAACUUCAAAUAAGUUUUGAUGGGUUAGAUGAGAUAGAUAAGAAAAUUUUCCUCGACAUAGCAUGUUUUUUCAAUGGAAUGAAGGAAAAUUAUGUGAAAAAAAUAUUGUACAGUUGCGGAUUCUACCCAGACAGUGGGAUAGGAGAGCUUAUCAACAGAUCUUUAAUAAGUGUUUCAGAUGAAAGAGUGUGGAUGCAUGAUUUGCUUCGAGAAAUGGGACAAAAAAUUGUUCGUCAAGAAUCCCCUAUGGAACCAGGACAACGCAGUAGGAUAUGGCUUUAUACAGAUGUCUGUCAAGUCUUGAUUAAUAAUACAGGAUCAGAAGUAAAUGAAGGCAUAGUCUUGGAUUUACUUGGUGAAGAGGGACAAUUGAUAAGAGCUAAAGGUUUCUCAAAGAUGAAAUAUCUAAGGAUGCUCAUUCUUCAAAAUGCGCGCUUUUUUUAUGACAUUGAAUAUCUUUCAAAUGAAUUAAGAUAUUUGGAAUGGCAUGAAUAUCCAUUUGAAUCACUGCCAUCAACUUUUCAACCAAAUAAACUUGUUGAGCUCCACUUGCAACACAGCAACUUGAAAAAAUUAUGGAAAGCAAUAGAGCCUUUGCAGUUGCUGAAGAUCAUUGAUCUUAGUUAUUCUCAAUGUUUAAUCAAGACCCCAGACUUUAGAGAUGUCCCAAAUCUUGAGGUGUUGAAUCUUGAAGGUUGUAAAAGCCUAGUUAAGGUGCACCAAUCCAUUGGAUUAUUGACAAGGUUGGUUUGUUUGAACAUGGAAGGCUGCGAAAAAUUAGUUACUCUUCCAAGUGGCAAUUGGAAUUUGAAGUCCCUCAAGAUUCUUAAUUUACGUGGCUGCUCGAAGCUUUGCAAACUACCCGAGGGGUUGGUGAGUAUGACGAGUUUGGAGGAGCUUGAUGUAGCUGGAGUUGUUUCUGGACAAGCGAAAUUGGCUAAAGCAAGGGAUCUUCUAAGUAAUUACUUACAGCGUACUAAGAGGAACGAAAAUCUACUGGCUUUAGCUAUCCCAAAUUUACAAGCUCUAAGGAAACUGGAUAUGAGUUACUGCAACCUUUCACAAGUUCCAAAUGAUCUGAGCUGCUUGCGGUCAUUGGAACAACUAAAUUUAAGUGGAAAUCAUCUUUUGAGCAUACCUUCAAGCAUCAUCCAACUUUCUAACCUUAUAGAUGUUGAUUUUUCUAAUUGCACAAGACUUGAGUCGUUGCCUUCUCUUCCAUCUAAUAUUGAAUGUCUGGAUAUGAAAAACUGCACUUCGUUGCAAACUCUUCCAGAUUUAGUGCAACUUUGUAGACUUGAAAAUCUUCGGUGUACUAAUUGUGAGAGCCUUCAGUCAUUGCCGGAUCUUCCAUCGAAUGUUCAACGUCUAGAUAUGGAAAAUUGCACUGCAUUGCAAACACUUCCAAAUAUAUUUGAAAAACACAAUAUCGAGAAGAGUUUUUACAUAGGUUUCUCCAAUUGCUCCAAAUUGAAUUACUUUCAAAGUAAAAUUACUGUGGCAUUUACAUGGCUGAGGAGUUACUUGCUUUGGUUAUAUGAAAUUCGGAAGCUACUGAAGAUACGGGAAAGUAUCCAAAGUGAAGAGGAGUUCGAAGAAAUUUGCCAUCAGAGAUGCGGUAGUCCAUACCGUCGACUCCCUGACUUCUAUAUAUACGUACCAGGAAGUGUAAUUCCUGAUUGGUUCAGCAAUCAGGGAGUCAAGAGCCCUUUGAGAAUGCUACUACCUCCACAUGAAAAUUGGUGGAAUAUUGCGGGUUUUGCAGUUUGUGCUAUUGUUGGGGAGAGAAGAUGUCGUGAACCUAUUUUUCUUAUUGCAGUCAAUAGUAAAAGUGGGGCGGCUUGGAAUAGGGGUUACGAAGUCCCCAUUCCUGGAGCUUCGAAAGUUGCAUUGGAUCACCUUAGCCUGUUCUUCGCUGCAAAUUACAAGCUAGAUCUGCACAAGGAAGACAGUCCAACUGAGCUGGUUCUUGAUUUCCCAGAAGAUGAAAUCAAGAAGUGUGGAAUCCGUGUGGUACACGACGAAGAAAUACAAGAGCUAAUCCAAUACAACAAACCCUUGGAAAUUUUAAGUGAAGAAAGAAAUGAAGUAAGUGUAGGGGUAGAGGAAGAUAAAGUCUCAAGAAGAAACAAGGAGAAACAAAAUAAUAACGCAAGCUGUGGAGAAGAUAAGUGCAUUGAUUCUUGAGAGGGACCCUCCAGAAAGAGGCUUCUGCACGAUUGAUGAUUUUUUUUUUUUUUUUUUAAGGUAAUACGAUUCUUGAGUUGUUAUACGGUUUGACUGUCAUCUUUUGCUUGGAGUUCAUUUUCAUGUUGCAAUUGUUCAAAUAUGAUAUUCAAAGUUGGUCUUUUCAUCCA